Messenger RNA from Aethalodelphis obliquidens (Pacific white-sided dolphin), 2437 nucleotides. Its product is annotated as leucine-rich repeat-containing protein 37A3-like. Lineage: Eukaryota; Metazoa; Chordata; Mammalia; Artiodactyla; Delphinidae. The coding region runs from base 1040 to 1927 and encodes 295 amino acids. The transcript has 2 exons. The record is from RefSeq and is a predicted model, not a curated record.
UAAGAAGGUGGUACCUUCUCCCACAGAGCAGGAGCUUCAGGCUCAUUCACCAGAACACCCUGCAAAGGUGGAACUAUUUCCAGUCCCUCAAGGGACCCUCCUCACCUUCUACAGCCCCCUGAGAACAUGGAAUCUUCUCCAGUCCAACAGGCAUUCCCAGGCCUACCUCUGGAACCCCUUAAAGAGACAGAACCUUCUCCAGCUGAGCAGGAGGCCCCAUCUCAGCCUCCAGCACCACCUAAGGAGGUUGUAGCACAAACUCCAGUGCAUUAUGAGAUGACAAUUCCAACAGUAGGACAGGAUCAAGCUCAGCAUUUAAACUUGCCCAGAGUCACAGUUAAUCCUUUGGACCAGGGUCUUCCCACAGCUCCAGAACCUACAACGGAGGCUGAAUAUUCUGCAGCCCUGCAGCAGACUGCAUUUCCUCCAACAUAGCCCGAGGUGACAUUUCCAAAUGCAGAGCAAGUUCAGGCUCAGCAUCCAACCUUGACAGAGGUCACAAUUCAACCUUUGAACCUUGAACUGACCAUAAGGCCACAACCCACUAAGGAGGAUGAACCUUCUCCAACCAUGCAGGAUAACUUAACACAGCCUCCAGAACCACCUAAGGAGGUUUUUGUAGCUCAGCUUCCAGUAUAUCAGAACCCAAUAGUUCCAACACCAGAACAGGAUCACACUGAGCGUCCAGCAUCACCCAGUGUCACAGUUCAACCUUUAGACCAGGGGCUUACCACAACUCCAGAACCUACUAUGGAGGGUGAACAUUCCACACCCCUGCAGGAGACUAUAGAUCCUCCAACAUACCACGAGGUGACACUUCCAAAUCCAGAGCAAGUUCAGGCUCAGCAUCCAACCUUAACUGAGGUCACAGUUCAGCCUUUGGACCUGGAACUUAUGUUAACUCUGGAAUCCACUUUGGAGGUUGAUCCUUCUCCAACCAUGCAGCAGACCCAAGCUCAGCCUCCAGAGCUCAUUAAGGAAGUCGUAGCUCAGUCUCCAUUAUACUCCAAAGUGACAGUUCCAGCGCCAGAUCAGGAUCAUGCUGAGCAUCCAGUAUCACCCAGUAUCACAGUUAAACCUUUGGACCUGGAACUUACCACAACUCCAGAACCUACUACAGAGUCUGAACAUUCUGCAGCCUGGCAGCAGACUACAGCUCCCCCCUCCAAAACACCCUGAGAUGACACUUGCACAGCCAAACCUGACUCAACUCACAAUUCAACCUAUGGAUGUGGAAAUUACCAUUACUGCAGGAUGCAAUAUGGAGACUGUACCUUCUCCAAUCAUGCAGCACACCCCAACUCAGCCUCCAGCGGCACCUCAGUAUGUUGUACUUCAAUCUCCAUUCCAACAGGAGGUGACAGUUUCAAAUCCAAGUAAGGAUCAAGGUCAGCAUUCAACAUCAUCCAGCGUCAGAGUUCAUGAUGUGGACCUAGAGCAAACCACCACUCCAGAAUCCACUAUGGAGGCUGGACAUUGUACAUCCCUCCAGCAGACUACAGCUUCCCCUCCAAAACACCCUGAGGUGACACUUGCACAACCAAACCUGACUCAAGUCACAGUUCUACCUGUGGGCCUGGGAGUUAGCAUAUCUCAGCAACCAAUGCCAUCUGAGACAGUUCUUUUUCCUUCGACUCAGUAUUCAGUAUCCACAGGCCUUCCUGGUGUAAAAUAUACCCCAGAAAAGAAGCAGCCGGAACAGAAUGCCACCACGAACAUCAGCAUAUGUGAGCUGUGUACCUGCACAAAUGAGACGCUGUCGUGUGUUGGUCUCAGCCCAAAGCAGAAGCUCCACAGAGUGCCUGAGCCAGAGCCUGACGCCUACAACGGCACCUUCACCCUCAUAAAUCUUGGUUGCAGUUUACUCACAGAACUGAGCUUUGGAACGUUUCAGGCCUGGCAUGGAAUGAAGUUUUUACACAAGUAGUAAGUGAAAUAGAAGAUGAAUACAUGUAAGAAACUGUCUAUAAAAGCAUCAUGCAGUUAUUGGUUAGCUGGGUGUAAGCCCAGUAUGAAUUCUGGUAAGGAUGUCUUGAGAGCCAUUUAUUUUUUAUUUUUUUCAAAUGAGGAAACUUAGGUACAAAGAGGCCAAGAGACUUGUUUAACUCAUAUAUGAAACCCUCUGCUUUCCAUAGUACUGAACUUUGGCUCGGGCAAUAAAAGGCACCAAGCCGAAACACUCAAAUUAGCAUUGUCAUGGAAACCCACCGAUGCCUCUCCAAUAUGCGAAUGGCCCAUGAAGUUCCACUUUUGAAUUUAACUUUGAUUCCUGCUCAUGUGCAAAGUUCCUAACUGCUUAAAAUGUAUGCAACACAGAGCUGCAAAGAACUAAGUUUAGCACCGAAUUCGUCAGGGAGCAAAUGGUGUGGGUGCUUCCCCAACCAUUAUUAGCUCUUUUAAAUGGUAAAGCAGAAAGAAUUCCUGAACACCCACCACA